CGAACUCGUACAAAUUUCACGGCGGAGCACAUGCUUUGAUUAUUUUUUUUUCCCCUUCUCCCUAUAGCCAGAAUCGGGAAGCGCGGGGAGAAAUGGGAAGCCACAUGACUACGAGAUAAAGCUUAUUUUGGAAGGUUACUUAGCCCAACAUGUGGCGGCCACUCGUGAACGGUUCUUGAUUUCCACAGUCCUUAUGGUCUGCUGUUGAUUGAAGAGAGUGACUCGAUACUGAUCUCUUCUUUGUUUACUCGCACUGAUCGCUGAUCAUUGUUCCGCGAUCAAGGCAAUGGCGCCUUCUCUUUGUUGCUCGAGAGUGGAGAAUGUCUUCUCCUCCGGCAUAUUCAAGCUUAAGAAGCAGCAAUCCUGUGUUGCUGCUGCUAAUGCCCGGAAUGGCAGCAUCGCGUUGCUUUCUUCUUCUUCUCCGUCUUCCAGAAUCUCUCUUUCUGGAGCUUCAUUUUACCAUUCCACCUCGCGGCCUCGUUCGUUGUCUGUGAGAGCGGCGUCUCCGUCUUCUCCAGCCGCCGUCGCGGAACCGGAAGGAAUCAAGAUUAAUUCGGUGCCGACGAAGCCGAUUGAAGGUCAAAAGACGGGGACUAGCGGUCUUCGUAAGAAGGUGAAAGUGUUCAAGGAAGAGAAUUACCUAGCCAAUUGGAUUCAGGCAUUGUUCAAUUCAUUGCCGCCGGAGGAUUACAAGAAUGGAUUACUGGUACUAGGAGGGGAUGGUCGUUACUUCAACAUAGAAGCUGCACAGACAAUCAUCAAAAUUGCUGCUGGAAAUGGCGUGGGCAAGAUCCUGGUUGGCAAGGAUGGUAUCCUCUCUACACCAGCUGUCUCUGCUGUUAUCAGGAAAAGGGAGGCAAAUGGUGGAUUUAUAAUGAGUGCAAGCCAUAAUCCUGGGGGCCCUGACUAUGACUGGGGCAUCAAGUUUAACUACAGCAGUGGGCAGCCUGCCCCGGAGUCAAUCACAGACAAGAUCUAUGGGAAUACUCUUUCUAUCUCUGAUAUUAAGACAGCUGAGAUUCCUGAUACUGACCUGUCGCAUGUUGGAAUUACCAAAUAUGGGAGCUUCUCUGUUGAAGUAGUAGAUCCAGUUUCUGACUACUUGGAGCUAAUGGAGAAUGUAUUUGAUUUUCAACUCAUCAAGAGUCUUGUUUCAAGUCCUGAAUUCAGGUACAUGCACAGAAAUCAACUGAGUUUUAACCUUGAGUCGGUCUUCCAUUCAUAUGGUCAAUCUAAUUAUGUUCACACUGAUGAAUUCUUCUUGAAUGCAUCACUUAAACUUUGGUUCACAUUUGAUGCAAUGCAUGCUGUUACUGGUGCUUAUGCGAAACCGAUUUUCGUGGAUAAGCUAGGAGCUAGUAUGGAUUCAAUCAUGAAUGGAGUUCCUCUUGAAGAUUUUGGACAUGGUCAUCCAGAUCCUAAUCUUACAUAUGCCAAGGAGUUGGUUGACAUCAUGUAUGCUGAAAAUGGACCUGACUUCGGAGCUGCUAGUGAUGGGGACGGUGAUCGGAACAUGAUCCUUGGCAAAGGGUUUUUCGUUACUCCUUCAGAUUCAGUUGCUAUAAUUGCAGCUAACGCUCAAGAAGCCAUCCCUUACUUCAAGAGUGGCCCUAAGGGUUUAGCUCGGUCAAUGCCUACUAGUGGUGCUCUUGACCGUGUGGCUGAUAAGUUAAAUCUUCCAUUUUUUGAGGUACCCACUGGUUGGAAAUUUUUUGGCAACCUCAUGGAUGCGGGAAAACUAUCCGUCUGCGGAGAAGAAAGCUUCGGAACUGGUUCAGAUCACAUUCGUGAGAAAGAUGGAAUUUGGGCGGUUUUGGCUUGGCUUUCAAUUAUUGCCCACAGAAACAAAGACAAGAAACCGGGGGAGAAGCUUACCUCAGUUGCCGAUGUUGUCAAAGAGCACUGGGCUACAUAUGGCAGAAACUUCUUCUCCAGAUACGAUUAUGAGGAAUGUGAAUCUGAAGGCGCCAACAAAAUGGUUGAAUAUCUAAGAGAUGUGAUCUCCAAGAGCAAACCGGGUGACCAAUAUGGAAGCUACGUCCUGAAGUUUGCAGACGACUUCUCGUACACCGAUCCAGUUGAUGGAAGCGUGGCGUCGAAGCAAGGCGUCCGGUUCGUCUUCAGCGACGGAUCACGCAUCAUCUUCCGUUUAUCAGGAACAGGAUCGGCAGGCGCGACUGUAAGAGUCUACAUCGAGCAGUUCGAACCGGACGUCUCCAAACACGACGUGGAUGCACAGACAGCUCUAAAGCCACUAAUAGAUUUGGCACUCUCCGUGUCGAAGCUGAAGGAGUUCACCGGUAGAGAAAAGCCCACCGUCAUCACAUAA
Linum tenue is the source of this 2329-nucleotide messenger RNA. Lineage: Eukaryota; Viridiplantae; Streptophyta; Magnoliopsida; Malpighiales; Linaceae. The record is from the annotation of a GenBank genome assembly.